Molecule: messenger RNA, 808 nt
Organism: Mesitornis unicolor (brown roatelo)
Lineage: Eukaryota; Metazoa; Chordata; Aves; Mesitornithiformes; Mesitornithidae
Gene: REC114
Product: REC114 meiotic recombination protein
Exons: 7
Source: RefSeq, a predicted model, not a curated record
AGAAAGAGAGAACGUGAAGUCAAACUGCAAAUCACAAUCUGAGCGGGCUGCCGAAGGGCGUAGCUCCGAGCCGAGGCAGCCUGGCGACACCUCCCUCCGAGACAGCGCUAGAACGUGGCCCCUGAAGCGCUAUGGCCGCUUCCUACCCCCGAGGGACUGCGACGAUGAAGAGCAAAACGCCUCCUCUUGGAAGGUUUUUGAAUCAAAUGAAGAAUCAGGCCAUCUUAUCCUUACCAUUGUUGUAUCUGGCCACUUCUUUAUUUCCCAAGGGCGAACAGUACUGGAAGGUUUUUCAUUAAUCGAUUCCCACAAGUGGUUAAGGAUAGCAAGAAGAGCAGACUGCCUGCUGUUUUGUGCUCAGUCCAAGCAGACAGAAUGCCGCAUGUUUCGUGUUCAGUUUGGUGGAGUUUCCAAGGAGCAGAUGCUGGAGCACUGCUGCAGCUGCAUUCAGGAACUCGCUGAGUACGCCCCAGUCCAAGUAACUGGUGAGCAAAGCCAGCAGCUCCAUCACCGCCUCAAUCAGCCGACGGACGGCGACAGUCACGUGAAGGACACUGAGCAAAAUGCAUCACUGCUACACGGACCAGAUGAGCCUCUACCAGCUUCCUGCCUCGAAGAAAGAAGAUCUGUAACACAGCUAGCACAGUCGGUGCUGAAAAAGCAGCCUGAGCUCCCCCUUGUGCACCAGCACCCGGUGUGGCGUGCGCGAGAGCUGGGGCCCUUCAUUCGGUUGUGCCUCAUGGAUCAGAAUUUCCCAGCGUUUGUGGAAGAUGUGGAGAGGGAACUGAGAAAACUCACAGAAGGUUAA